AUGGGAAAGAGGGCGCUCUCCGGCAAUGCCGGCGGCUCAGCGGACGUGGAGGCCGGCGCGCGAGCGCAGCAGCACCAUCCCCACCACCUGCAGGCGGCGCCGCUGGGGCCCCCAGAAACGGCAUGGGUGGCCUGGCUUGUGCCGGCGUUCGUGUUGGCCAACUUCGUGGCGUUCGCGUACACCAUGUACGUGAAUGACUGCCCCGGCUCGUCCCCGGCCGAUCGCGGCGGAGAGCGAUGUAUCCUCCAGGACACCCUCGGCCGCUUCGCCUUCGAGCCUCUCGUCGUCAACCCUCUGUUUGGCCCUACCACCCAGACGUCAGUCUUCUCCCUUUUUCGCCUUCUCAUCAUUUACGCCGCCUUCAUUCUUCUUUUCGGGGAAGAAAACGCCUUCGAUGAAUUUAUUGUGAAGGUCCUUUGCGACGGCUUGUCGCUGCAUACCUGGUGACUGAUCUCGUUGUUGCUGCGCAUCAUUCAUGGUUCCCUUGCUGUGGCUGUAAAAACGCGAAGAGAAUGGAGAGCUUUCCAGAGUGGAGGAGGUACUCCGUCUCUGUCGCGCAGUGUGAGGGUUAAAGGAAUCUGUCCUUGUGAAAGGCACUUGGUGAUCGAGACCUAUAAUCCUAAAGAACUGGACAUAGGAUUCAAGUUUUGUGGAUUAUUAUUCCUUCUACGAGAGGAAUUGUGCGUGCGCAGACGUUUUGGGGAAGACGAACAGCGAGGGUAUGCUUCCCUCCCUUGCAACACCUAGAGGAAUGCUUUUGGCCUGACGAAGAGCGCUCACUUGGAUCUUCUAGUCCCGGUGCAAGACACCAUUCUUUUAAUUCGUAAUUCUGAGUUUUCUGCUGAGAAGGAUGAUACAUAAGUGUUUAGUCCCGAUAUCCAAGUGCCCUUCGCCUGAUUGUGUGAGAAAUAUCUCAGUGCCCGUAUUGGCUGAGGAAACGAGUUGCGUCUUAGGAAGCUGCAAUUAAAGGAGCAUGAGUAGAAAAUAAUUUCGUGAAGGGGGUUUGAAAUUUUUUCCUGUGGGUUAACGAUGAUGGAGUUCAAUGGUAUUUCUCCGCAUCCUAUAAGAAAUUCAACAAUACUAGGUGACUAUCCCAUAUUUGGGUACCCUUUUUUUCUUUUUCAAUGACAGAAUCCUCUGCAUCCUUCGGAUCAUCCACACAAAAUCCUUCGAAUGAUGUAUUUUUCUUCCUUUUGGCUGUCCUCUUGUCAAUAUUCAAUGAGAACGCUGCAUUGACCACGGUCCCCAAAGCCAGCAUUAUUUAGUAAGUAUAUUUAACAUCCUCUUUUUCCUUCUGUUGCCUGCAGAUUGGAUUCGCUCGGGGCCCUUGAUUACAAGAAAGUUGUUGAAGAAGGAGAGGAAUGGAGACUGUUCACUUGUGUCUGGUUGCAUGCCGGGGUUGUGCACCUGCUAGCUAAUAUGCUGAGCUUUUUGUUCAUUGGCGUUCGUCUCGAACAAGAGUUUGGAUUUGGUAAGAAAUCAAGAGUAAAUGGUAUUCAAUCAAAAAGUUAUUUUGUGAUCGCUUUGUGUGCUCCUCGAGCCUUCACUAACAUCGUAAUUUUGUAAUUGGAGGAACUAGGAAUUAAUAGUCCAUUCUCUCUGAGAUGACAUGUUAUGGCCUUUUUUAUUCUCCUAUUGUUCAUCAUCUAGAUACCUAAAAUCAGAACUAGACUAAGAUGCAUUUGUUCAUUCUGUAUUCCUGACGCUUACUGAAAAGGGGUUUCCUCCGAUUGAGAGCCUGCUUCAGUCCAUGAAUCGUCUGCUUUCACAUUGUUUAGGGCGUAUGCUAAACACGCAUGCAGAGUGUUUAGUUUUUUAUGGGUUCACCCGUGCAGUGAAAAUUGGGAUGUUAUACGUGAUUUCUGGCUUUGGUGGGAGUUUGCUGUCUUCUCUAUCCAUUCAAUCCAAGAUAUCAGUAGGCGCUUCGGGUGCACUUUUUGGACUACUGGGAGCCAUGCUUUCUGAGCUCAUCACAAAUUGGACCAUCUAUGCGAAUAAGGUCGCACGUCUUUCUCUAACAUCUUUUCCAUUUAUCAAAACACUAGCGGCGAGUGGACUGACAAAGAGCUUUUUCUUCAGUUUGCAGCACUUCUGACUCUGUUAGUCAUAAUAGCCAUCAACUUGGCGGUUGGGAUAAUUCCCCAUGUGGACAGCUCCGCCCAUAUUGGAGGAUUUGUGUCGGGCUUCCUCCUCGGGUUUGUUCUUCUGAUCCGCCCUCAGUUUGGGUGGAUCAGCCGUAACCACAUCCCUGCCGGUUAUGACAUGGAUCUUGUGAAACCAAAGCACAAAGUAUAUCAGUAUCUUUUGUGGAUCAUAGCCCUCGUUCUUCUAGUCAUCGGGUAAGACAGCGGGUGUUUGUUUCCUUAAGGUGUAAUUAUUUUCUUCUUCUUCUUCUUCUUCUUUCCUUAGGUGAAUGCUUUGCUCUCGUACUAUGUCUGGGUGCUAUUCGUUUUAUUAAAGGGCAACGAAGGCUUGCUGUGGGAUAAUGGAUAUAAUUAGUGCUUCUUUGCAUGAGAGUUGUCCCAUUUCUCUUUGAAAACAUCUCCAACACCCACAAAAGGAUUAUCUUGGUUUCCUUUUAAAUUGUUUCUAUUUAUAAUCGACAUACAUAAAUCGACAUCUUGGUUUUUGGAGAAAAUAGGACGAGCAUAAAUGGAAACAGAAUUUGGUUUUAAUAGAAUUUGGGAAAGAAUAUAGAACAUAUGCAGUGAAUGUAUUUAGGUUGGUGGGUGGGACUUACCAGGUGUGUGCAUGUUGAAAUCCUUUGCUUUUGGGGGAUAAAACACUUUAUUUAAAAUUUCAAUCAAAGUUCAAUAUUUUUUAUAGGCAGAGGGUUGUGGCCUACCGUGUCAAGGUAUUGCAGAAAACUGCUAUAACACUUGUGAGGUUCUUGCAUAAUGGGUAAUCAUAUCGCUGCUUGGUUCUAUGAAUUCGCAGAUUUAUCGGGUGCUUGGCGAAGCUCUUCUUCAAAGGAGUCGCCGAAUCCCCUUAAGCAAGUGGGUCACGCCAAAUGGGUAUGGGUUUCUCCCACGCGGUUGA
Molecule: messenger RNA, 3039 nt
Organism: Spirodela intermedia
Lineage: Eukaryota; Viridiplantae; Streptophyta; Magnoliopsida; Alismatales; Araceae
Source: the annotation of a GenBank genome assembly